GACAGUGGACUGUUGGAGGCGCUCACACUUCUGCUCAGCCCUCGGUUUUUCUGUGGAAUCCCAGUCAGGAAGCGGCCGAAUGCGGGAGGCGGGUGAGGGAACAAAAAGGCGACGAGGAAGUGGCCUGCCGACCUCCGGGGCCGCGCUGGCCAGGAGCUUGGGGCCUGCGAGUUUUCCCAGCUGUAGACAGAGCGCCUCUGAGCCCCGAGGCCGGGCCGCCCCACAGCAGAGGAGCACGAGGUUUUAUUUGGCCUUGGCCAGUAGCUCAAAGGGGGCUUCGUUAUUUUCAGGCCAUCAGCGACCCCAGCACCAAAAUCAGGAACACACAUCUAAGGCUUCUCUUGGAUUCUGUUUUAGAGCCCACUGGCAGGCUGUAAACGUUCCCAAGAGAUAAUACAAACGUUUCGUCAAUUUCAGCCACAAAAAUAAUCAAAUAAUCGUCAAUUGAAUGCUGAGGCCGCCUCGACAGCAGCCAGCUUCCUCCCCAGAUGGUUUGCGUGGGGUGGGGGGUAUCACGAUGCCCCAGUUCUUUCUUCUCCCCACGCGAGAAGCAAGGAAAGUCGGGUGAGAGGCCUUAUUGUGUUUUCCCUGAAGUGCAUUCUGCUUGAUGAUGCUGUUGUCCUGUACAGCUCGCCUUGAGGUGUCUUGUCAGUGUUUUGUUAAUGGAAUUGCUGGCCAUAUUUAAUAUAGGAGUAAGCUCUCAUUCAACAGUUGGGUGUGUUUUAUAACACUGCUUACGGACCACGGAGGCUCGGCCGGCAGUCAACUUGUAUUUUGCAGACAUACCUUAGUUUUCUCAUGCAGGUACUGCACAAACUGGCUUCGUAUCUUGCACUAUGAGUGUAGGCUGACUCUUCCAGCAUAGUCUCCUUCGAGGUGGCGCUGGAUAUCCCCUCAUUUCAGCUUUUCAUGGUGCUCCUUUGCCUCAUUUUUUUAAACCGUAAUGUCUAGCCUGGUCUCAGCUCCAAGGCAAGAACAGAAAUACAGCAUCUGCAAAGAUCCCAAAACUUUUCAACCAAAAUAUGUAUAGAUGAGUGUGCAGACCAAAGUAAGGACAUCAGUAUGUUACAUUUAAAAAUAAGUCAAGGUUAAAGGCGAUGUCCUCUUUUAAGAACAUUGCAAAUACAAUUCCAAUACUCCAAGUACAUAUUCUGUACCCAGCCAUCUGGGAGGACUGAGAGACCUAACGGUUUUCUGCUCUCUGGAACUUCUAUGCCAAUUGUGACUUUCUCACCCCUCAAAUUAACAUGCAGCGAAUAAUUACAAUUGUAAACACCUGGAAGUGGAAAAUGCCGUGAGGAUAAAUUGAGAGGAAGAGUAAACCUAAUACCAUAAGUUGCAUACCAGCAGAUCUGAGUAUCGUCAUGAAUAAUUGGUUAGCUUUUCCACAUGCCUUAUAAGUUUCAGCAAGCACCUAGCGAACAUCUUAAUCCAAAUUUCUCAAAAAAUGAGAGAUUUUAUUUAAGAUCAUUCCUCAAUUUAUCUUAGACUUUCAGCUACAUAGCUAGUCCGGUAGUAUAACAAUAACAGGUUUUAGGUAAACGCCAGGGGAAAAGAGAGGAAAGCUAAAUAACCAAAUAAAUUUGUAUCUAAUUAACAAAUUGGCUAACUAAGGUGUUAUCAGCUGCUUGAUAUAGAGCUGAUAAAAAUCAUCUUCAGCUAGGCAUACUUGAGGCCUGAUUACAGAAGUGACCCUAGUCCACCCACACACCUGAAAUUUAUUUAAGAGACCAAGCUAGGCUCUUCUUGGCCUUUAGAAAGAGGACUGGCAUGGAGAAAUAUGUUCCUCACUAGUUCUUCCAAGCCAUGGCACUUCCCAACAAAUUCCUCCUUUGGUUUUGCUGCUUUGCCUGGCUGUGCUUUCCUAUUACCCUUGGUUCUCAGGCUUCUGGGGGAGAUGCUCAGAUUGCUGCUAGUGCUGAGUUGGAAUCUGGGGCUACGCCUUGGUCCUUGCUGCAGCCUAUAGAUGAGAGAGACAGAGCUGGCCUCCUUCCCCCGCUUUUCAAAGUUCUAUCUGUUGGGCGAGGUAGGGCACCUAGGCUGCAGCCAGACUCUAGAGCUUUGCACUACAUGAAAAAGCUCUAUAAGACAUAUGCUACCAAGGAAGGGAUUCCUAAAUCCAAUAGAAGUCACCUCUACAACACUGUUCGGCUCUUCACCCCCUGUACCCAGCAUAAGCAGGCUCCUGGAGACCAGGUAACAGGAAUCCUUCCAUCAAUGGAACUGCUAUUUAACCUGGAUCGCAUUACUACCGUUGAACACUUACUCAAGUCAGUCUUGCUGUACACUAUCAACAACUCAGUUUCUUUUUCCUCUGCUGUCAAAUGUGUGUGCAACCUAAUGAUAAAGGAGCCAGAGUCUUCUAGCAGGACUCUCUGCAGAGCUCCAUACUCAUUUACCUUUAACUCACAGUUUGAAUUUGGAAAGAAACACAAAUGGAUUCAGAUUGAUGUGACCAGCCUCCUUCAACCUUUAGUGGCCUCCAACAAGAGAAGUAUUCACAUGUCUAUAAAUUUUACAUGCAUGAAAGACCAGCUGGAGCAUCCUUCAGCACAGAAUGGUUUGUUUAACAUGACUCUUCUGGUGUCCCCCUCACUGAUCUUAUAUUUGAAUGACACAAGUGCUCAGGCUUAUCACAGCUGGUAUUCCCUUAACUAUAAAAGGAGGCCUUCCCAGGGUCCUGACCAGGAGAGAAGUCUGUCUGCCUAUCCUGUGGGAGAAGAGGCUGCUGAGGAUGGGAGAUCUUCUCAUCGCCGUCACCGCAGAGGUCAGGAAACUGUCAGUUCUGAAUUGAAGAAGCCCUUGGUCCCAGCUUCCUUCAAUCUGAGUGAAUACUUCAAACAGUUUCUUUUUCCCCAAAAUGAGUGUGAGCUCCAUGACUUUAGACUUAGCUUUAGUCAGCUGAAGUGGGACAACUGGAUUGUGGCUCCGCACAGGUACAACCCUCGAUACUGUAAAGGGGACUGUCCGAGGGCUGUUGGACAUCGGUAUGGCUCUCCAGUUCACACCAUGGUACAGAACAUCAUCUACGAGAAGCUGGACUCCUCAGUGCCAAGACCGUCAUGUGUACCUGCCAAAUACAGCCCCUUGAGUGUUUUGACCAUUGAGCCUGAUGGCUCAAUUGCCUAUAAAGAGUACGAAGAUAUGAUAGCUACAAAGUGCACCUGUCGUUAACAAAUGGUCUUCUUAAAACCCUGAGCCUGUUUGGCAAAGUAACUACUGUGUGCCUAUGUGUGCCUUCAAGAGAAAGCUUCAUAUAUUAAGUCUCUAAAUGCAGCAUAUGUUGUAUAAAGAGGAGCCUGUGUAGAUUAGUACCUUCUAUGGCAUCUAUCAGGAUAAAGGGAUAACAUCAAUUGUUGCUACAGAGCCUUUUUUUAUUUCCAAAUUUAAAUGAAAUAUAAUUAUUGUGGCAAACUUUACAUCUUUUUCCUUGAGCGAUUUUUUUUCUUUUCAUAGGAGUCUUAUUCUUGAUAGGGAAAAAACCUUAAUUAGCAUCAAUCCUGGAUGGACUUGCAGCUAUAAAUAGGCAAUUCAGAUUGCUAUAGUCUUAAUGGAAGAAUAAAUUUCUGUCAAUGGCAUAAA
Pongo pygmaeus (Bornean orangutan) is the source of this 3582-nucleotide messenger RNA. It is a transcript of the gene GDF9, whose product is annotated as growth differentiation factor 9. Gene Ontology annotation, cellular component: extracellular region. The transcript is spliced from 3 exons. Lineage: Eukaryota; Metazoa; Chordata; Mammalia; Primates; Hominidae. Bases 1807 to 3174 code for a protein of 455 amino acids. Gene Ontology annotation, molecular function: cytokine activity; growth factor activity. The record is from RefSeq and is a predicted model, not a curated record.